AAUUUAAAUUUUUUGUUGGGUUAUUUGUUACUUUAUUUCUUAUUUAGUUUAAUUAAAAAAUAGUAUCAAAGCUAACUGUUAAAAAUGUUUUAUCCUAUUGAAUCACUGCGUAGAGGUGGACGUUUCCACUUGUGUUGGCUAGCUGAUUCUUGGCCUCGUCGUUUUGCAAAGAUUAGGGCUCCACAAGUUCGUUCGCAGAAUAUUUCUGCAUUAUGUAACCACUUACUCGAACUUAUUGCCCAAGAGUCUGGAAAUCCUUCUAGAAGGUUUUCGUUGCGUUUGAGUUCUCAACUUAUGCGUGGACUAGUGAGGCUUUACGCAAGACAAGCAGAAUUAUUAGUUGGCGAGCUCUGGACUAUCAGAAUAAAUGUAACUGCACCGUCUAGGAGCCCGACAAUUCAAAGGCCAAAAAGACUAAGUUUACCUAGACAACAAGAAGAGGUAGAAGAGGUGGGGCCCAAUCUAGAAGAACUAAUAGAGAAUGCUGGUAAUACAGUGGCACGUGUACAGGACAUAACACUACGAGAAGUAACACUACCAGAGAUUCGAGUGUGGGAUGAGAAUUUCGGUGAGCUGCACCCCGACGAAGCAUUGAAUUUGUUUAUGGACGACACGAUGGAGAAGAUGUUAGCCCGCGAGAUAGGUGGGGCCGGCCCUAGUGUGGACAUGACAGCUCUGGACAUUACUGUCGGGAGGUCGGGGGACGUGUCACAGCUUGCCGUCCGCGACGCCCGCGCCCUCAUGGAGAAAAUUUCCGAAUACGAGGUCUCCACACUGAAUAAAUCCACCGGUGACAAUCUUCGCCCUUCUGUUGAUCUGCACAAAGAAAUUCCCGAAACAUCCGAUAUCCUGUCUCCUGAAAUUCCUGUUCCUGGGGAGAAGGCUAGCGUAAUUGAACCGACGCGGACGCAAGAGAGAGCAGAAGUCCUGAAUAUGUCAUUGGAGUCGAUUGCACAAAGCGAAUUGGAGAGGGAGCUGUUGGAAAAGAAACGGAGGCGCAAAUUGAUUAUUGAUAGAAGUAUUAAAUUAUCGUCAACCUAUAUGCGAUCGCGUAUUCAUAAUAUAUAUGUAGAAGUGCGCGCUGAGAUUGCUGAACACGAUCGCUGCAACAGAACGAUUGCUGCGAACCAAUUGUUCGCAAGGCCCGCGCGAGAGAGCUAUCUACCUGGCAGAGGUUUGGCGCACCAGCUGAGCCAGAUGUACGAGUGCAAGCUCAGUGCUAAGCGGAAUGCGCCGCAAGCUGACCCUCAAAUGGCGAGAUCGCUGGGAGGUGUUGAAAUAAGGAGAACAGAUAAUAGAGAAACAUUAAGAAGAAAUUCGGAUGAAAUACAGCAUACGGCGAAAAGAGCAAGACGUAGCGUCGCUGUAUCUUACCAAAAUGUGCCGAUGGAAGUAGACGAGAUUGCCACGUUAGAGAUGAAAAGAGACAACAUAGCCAACAAUGAGCAGACGUUUGGCGAGGUGGAGCUUGCAGUCCUGCCUGAGCCUGCGCCUCACGAGACAACCGCCGGGCUGCAGAGUCCAAGACUUCGGCACAGUGAAUGUAUCGAGUCAGCACAGAUCAGCACAGGACACUUGACGAACAACGAGCAAAUAGCGUUUAGCAGACUUAGGUCGAUGUUAGGCGAAGUGGGGCUGGCCGACCUCCCGGCUCCCGAACCUCACCAGCCGACCGCCGGAUUGCAGACUGAACGUAGCGAGUCGGCGAACGGAAGUCCGGACAGAACUAAAGUCUCACUUGGAGACUCAGUGACUACAACCAGUUCUAUGACGUUUGUGAGAACUGAGUGGGGUUCAGAAGGCACCAUGAUCAAGAUAUGGCGGCUGCUGUCGUCGGGUACACCUCAAUCGAUAACUUUUGAGCAGCUGCUGGCCGAGAAUCCGGCCGAGUAUCCAGGACAUAGGCGAAUAAUUGUCGCGAAGUGUUUCAUGUCGGUUAUCAAAUUGAAACAUUAUGGCUUCAUAGAAAUCAGUAAAGUUCCGGGCACAACACACAUUCAAAAUAUAUCCCUGGGCCCUCGGAUGAUAGCACAAUUUGCUGCGAACUCAACUGUCUGAAUAAAAUAUAAUUCCUUCUUUGGACAUAAUUUAGGAUUUUUAAUAUUUUAUGGAAAUAACUUUAUUAUUAACUCUUUGAUUUUAUUUUUAAUUUAAUACUAGCUUUAACUCGCAACUUCGUCCGCUUAGAAUUGUUACUUUGGGCAGCAUCGGAUGUUUUGAACAAAGUUUCAAAAAGGCUCUAAAUGUUUAUAAAUUACUACUUAUCAAGUGCCUAAAUACAAAGUUUUUUUUUACAUAAGAGGGGGCAAUCGAGCAAGAGGUAUGGGGAGAGGUGAGGCAACCGCCUAUGGAUACAUACGCAACAAUAGGUCGAGAGAAGUGUUGCCGUCCUUUAAUGUGGUAGUAUGCUUUUUUUUUCGUCCCUGUGGUUUUAUUUCCGAAAAUGACGAAUUCCCAUAGAAACUUCCAUCCCCUAUUUCAACCCCUCUAUUUAUUUUUUCGCAAUUAAAGGUUGCCUAUGUCCAUUUCCAAGCUUAUGUAUAAAAUUUCAUCAAAAUCGGUUCAGUGUCAAGAUUUAGCCGUGAAAGCGUAAUAAACAAACUUAUAUUCACAUUUAUAAUAUUAGUAUUUAAUCAUUUUUGUUGUUUUAAUACAGUAUAUACAAACGUAUAUAAAUUAUUGAUUCUUAGAUAUGUGGUUAUUUUUAUGUUUUAAAUAUAAAGUAUUCUUACUAUUACCAAUAGAAAUCCAAAUUUUUGUGAGUGUCAUAUAUAAGUAUACUAUAUUAUAUAAACCCAAAAAAUUAAAUAGUUAUUUGUUCAACAUGUGAGCAAAGUUAUUUUUUGCUGCAAGUGCUGACUUUAAAUCACGAAUCGGCGAAGUAGUCUAGAAUUCAAUUCUAAUGUAGACUACUGAGGCCUUGACUACUAGGCACGAGACAAAAAAAAAUGUUGCUCUCGUGUGAAACAUACAACUUUUCACCUCGACUAGCUAGAAAAGUGUUAUAGGUAAGAGAAACAAUUAUGAUAAUAUUUAACAAUUUUUAUUAUAAAUAUCAAACCCUCAUAAAAAAUCAAAAGUUGAAAGUAAAAUUACUGAAAUAUUGCAGAUUAAAGGUAACAGUUUUAUUUGGAACUGUGAUUCAUUGAUUUUUUUGAUUUGAUUGAUUAUUUACUUGCGUAUUAGGUAAGAUUUCUGUCUCUAGGUUUGUGCGUUUCGGAGGGCAUUCAAAAGAGCGUGGUAAAAGUAGACGACUUUCAAUAACGUCUUCUUUCGAACUAGAAGGGCGUGAGCUAUCCGUCGGAAUUUUUAAAUUAAUUGACUUUAUAAUGCUCUUGCAAAUUUUGGAUUAGAAUCUUCAAUCUUCAGCAACUGUACUGGAUUUCCAGCCGCCGUGGCGUUUUAAAACAUAUUUGUUUUGUAUGGACAUAUUUUCAAUGAGAGAAUUUAUUGACGCACGGUUUGACAGUUCUGCUCUAAAACAAUUUCAUUACAACAACAGGGAGCAUAUUUUACGAAAUAAUUCUUGAUGUUAUAUGAUAUAUUUUUGAUAAAUUCAUAAAAAACAUUAUUUUAUUUAUUACUAGCUGAUACCCCGCGACGUUCGCGUACGUAAAUUUACACCUUGGGUUGCAUUACUGCACUUUUAGUACGGAUCCCUAAUUUUUUUGAAAAUGUUAUAUAGCCUAUAACACUCGGGGAUAACGUAGCUUCCCAACAGUGAAAGAAUUAUUCAAAUCGGUUGUAGUUGCGGAGCCUAUUCAAUGCAAACAAACAAACAAUCAAAUCUUUCCUCUUUAUAAUAUUAGUAUAGACAUACACAACAACGUCUCUCGGGUCAACUAGUAAAGUAUAAAAAUAAAUUAGUUUCACAUUUGUUUUUUAGGUAAAAAAUUAAUCCAGUAUAGGUGCUUAAUGAUAAAGCUAGUACCGAUUUACUUACUUUCAUACCAAGGAAUUUGUAGUCUGGUGCUUCGUUAACAAAUUUUUCAAUUUCAGGUGCAGUGAAUACUUUAGUUUUUUUAGACUUGUAUCCUUCCCAAUUCCUUUUUAAAAAUGCCAACAGUUUUGGAUAUGUUUCUAUAUUCGCGUCACAUUUUGUUUUAAUAACAGCUUUUAGCAUAGAAUAAAUACUCCAUAGCGUACUCAGUUGCCGUGAUUUUGAUAUUCCAUGCAAUAAGACAACAGCACAGUUUCUGAAUAAGUUUUCGCACCUUUUGAAAGUCCCCAAUUAUUAAAUAACUCGUACGCCUUGAGAUAUUUUUACGUGACUUUUCUGGUAUAAAGCUAAAUUCAGCAUUAGAAACUCAACUCUUGUGGAGUUAGAGAACUAAAUUCAUCGCUGGACGCACUCAUUUUACGUAAUAUACCUUCCCGCCAUUUCGUUUUAUAAGUUUAUUUUUUUAUUUAGAUGUUGCGUUCGGAAACUGCAAUGCUUGAAAUUUUUAUGAAAACCAAACACGAUAUUUUUAAGUAAGCGAUAAUAAUGUUUACUAGUGUUUAUUUUAAAUAUUAAGUCUAAAUUUCGAUAAGUAACUUAUAAAUUUUUGUGACAAUGAGGUAAUACGUAAGGCUAAAAUGGGUUUUGGAACGCACCGGAUCGCAUUUUUUAUUUUUUUAACGCAGAGUAAUUCCCGGGUGUAUGGUCACGUGGGGUUGGAAAUUUAAAUCACUUUGCCUCACGUUCGCAGCAAAAAUGUUUUUUUGUUGUUUUCACGUAGCAAUAGCGCCCUUUUAGUGAGAGGGGAAAAUACUUUUUCAUAGUAGUUGUAUUUUCAUGUAGUUAUUUUUAUAUGAUUAUUCAUUUGUUAUUGAAUAAAUAUUUUAUUUGUUAUAAUGACUCGACUACAUAUGGAAGUUAUUAAUUUUUAGUUCUUACUUAUAACAUUACUUGUUUUUGAAUAAAUGUUUUAUUUUGAUUAAAA
Molecule: messenger RNA, 4925 nt
Organism: Leptidea sinapis
Lineage: Eukaryota; Metazoa; Arthropoda; Insecta; Lepidoptera; Pieridae
Exons: 18
Coding region: 85-2058 (657 amino acids)
Biological process (GO): mitotic sister chromatid cohesion; synaptonemal complex assembly; replication-born double-strand break repair via sister chromatid exchange
Cellular component (GO): synaptonemal complex; cohesin complex
Molecular function (GO): chromatin binding; protein binding
Source: RefSeq, a predicted model, not a curated record